Molecule: messenger RNA, 1875 nt
Organism: Pyrenophora tritici-repentis Pt-1C-BFP
Lineage: Eukaryota; Fungi; Ascomycota; Dothideomycetes; Pleosporales; Pleosporaceae
Product: WNT1 domain containing protein
Source: RefSeq, a predicted model, not a curated record
AUGUCCUACUACAACGACGCGUCGUGGAACACACCUGCUCCUGGCCGACAGUCAUCAUGGGAGCAGCCGCCACCGCCCUCGCGAUCAGGUACUGACCAAAUGGGUUACAAUGCGCAAAGUCCAGCCAUUCACACGGAUAUAGGCACGAGCUCCACGGUCAAUAGCGAGGCCGCCAACGCCUUUGCCUCGCAGUUUGAGGAGGUUGACCGCGCCAUUGAGAACAUAGCCAAGAGCGGAAAGCCUUUUGGCCCUGGAUUUCCUCCAACGCCCAUGGGCGCCAACCGUCGCGAGUCCAUGCCUAUGAUGGGUGGUGGUGGUCCUCGUCCCUACCCCGACUUUGAACAACAACAACGCAUGGGCGGCCCGCAGCGCCACCACUCGGUCAGCGAGUACGACGGCUCGCGCUCCCACUCGGCCUCCAAUGUUCAGGGCUUCUACCAGAACCAGCGCUAUGCGCCCCGACCCAACGACGCGGACCAGAUGGCGCAGGCGAAGCGACGGAUGGCGGCUCAGCGCGAGCGUGAGCUGCGCAACUAUCACCAGGAACAGCAAUACCACAGAAACGUUUCGGGCUCUGGCUCAAAGUCGGAUCGCUCCAUGAGCCCCAAUGCCAUGAAUGAAGAUGAGCGCCGCGAACUCAUCGCCCGCCAGCACCGUGCUUUGUAUGGCGAGACGUCCACCUUGUACAACAACAACCCGACCUCGAGCCAGGACGUACGCGUUCAGACUUCGGCCGCUGGUCGUGGCCAGUCCCCCCUCGCUUUUGACCCUUUCGGCAUGCAGGGCCAGAGUGACGGCUCCGUCCAGAUGCCCCCGCGCGACAAGGAUGCCGCAAGUGGAGCCCAAGACGCCCGUUCCAACAACACUUCGUCGCCUUCUGCCGGCCAGAACCCGGCCUUUAACUUGUUCGAUGCCCAGCAGGCUAGCCGCACCUCCAACUCGUCGCCUGGUGGCUCUCCUCCCGUGCCCGGCCACAAGUCCAACGGCUCCAACGUGGCUCCCAUUGGCACUCGUCCCCAGAACCAGAACCUUCAGCAACCAGGCGGUGCUGCGCUGGGCAAGCGUGCAAACUCUCCUCUGCCCUCGCCUCUGGGCUACAACUCGUACAACGCUAGCGAGCAGAGCAACAUGGCCACAACGUCUGCUUCUAUGAACCCCUCCGCUACGGCCACGGACAAGGGCGUAGGGAUUUGGAACAACGGCCCCUGGAGCAACACACCUACUCAGGGAUCUUCUCAACGUGCCACCUCGCCUUCAAAUGCAGCCUCUUCAGGCACAACGACAGCGCGCCCUGCCUCACCAAAGCCCCCGGGUGGCCCCGCCACUGUUAUGCGAAGGAAGGCGGCCGCUGACCGUGCUGAGAAGACGGCCAACCUGCGACCAAGCAGCACAAGGGCAGCAGGCGCAGGUGGAAGCUCAAGCACCAUGCUGAGGCUCUACACCGAUGAGUCUCCCGGACUCAAGGUCGACCCCGUGGUGGUCAUGACCUUGUCCGUUGUCUUCAUCUUUAGCGUUGUCGCUCUUCACGUCAUCGCCAAGGUUAUGCGUCGCUUCUCCGCAUAAGGCUUCCACAUCACCACCAUUUCUCCAUAUAUUUCGACUGAUUCCCCAUUUUGAGCGCGACGCUCUCUUGCGCCCGUCUCCACAGUCCUCCUACCCUCGACUUGCGAUUACCCGUCUUUGUUUCUUUGACGAAUUUCCUCGGGUAUGGCCAAAACAGAUUUGAGCAUCACGGAACCGCAAAAGCAGUAUUGCCCAUGAUAUCAUUUUGACUAUUGGACCUAGCAAGACCGUCGGAAGCUUGCAUGGUCGGGGGCUGAUAGUCUUGCUAGCUGUAUUAUAGGUUCGCACUAGAAUGACAACUUUUGUUAAUGC